Molecule: messenger RNA, 545 nt
Organism: Scheffersomyces amazonensis
Lineage: Eukaryota; Fungi; Ascomycota; Pichiomycetes; Serinales; Debaryomycetaceae
Exons: 1
Coding region: 158-472 (104 amino acids)
Source: RefSeq, a predicted model, not a curated record
UAAUUCUGAGAUUUUUUUUUUGACUCCCAAAAGGUCACCGCAUUAAAUUUUGUAUACUGUAUGAUCAAAUACCGUAAGGAAAAAUUUCAAACUCCUUAAGCUUUUGAAUUCAGUAAGUCAAAGUCAAAGUCAAAAGUCCAAUAAUAAUACACAAACCAUGCACCCUCAGUUAGAUAAGAACAGAUUCGAUACAUGCGAAAAGCUUAUGGAUGCACUUGAAGAAUGUCACCGUCAAGAGUUCAUGAAGUCAGUGUUAGGAAUGUGUAAUUUUGAAAAAGAUGAGUUAACUAAAUGUUUGCAUUAUACUAGAAUAAAUGAUGCAGCAGAAAGAAUAGAAAAGAGUAAAAUACGUCAAAAGAAGUUUGCUGAAAUGAGAAAGAGAGCUGAUGAGGAAACUUAUGGUAAAAACAAUUAUUUGAAGAAGAUGAUUGAAAAGGAAGCUGAAAAGAAGCUUCAAGAACAACAAAAGUAAAUCCCGUAACGAAUAAAUAAAAUAAAUUAAUAAUUAAAUUACUCAGAAAUAACUCCUGAUGGUACCAUGUAUA